CAGAGCCGUUUCCAUUUUCUUGUGAAAGUUAGCUCGCUGCUGUGCCCGGAGGGAGGGAGAUGUGGAGGCUGAAGGUGUCGGAGGGCGGCGGCCCAUGGCUGCGGUCGGUGAACAACUUCCUGGGCAGGGCGGUGUGGGAGUUCGACCCCCACCACGGCACGCCGGAGGAGCGCGCCGACGUGGACAGAGUGCGGCGGGAGUUCACCGAGAACCGCUUCGAGAAGAGGGAGUCACAGGACCUCCUCAUGCGCAUGCAGUAUGCCAAACAAAAGCAUCUUCAGGUGGAUCUUCCAGCCAUGAAGCUUGUAGAUAGUGCAGAAGUCACAGAAGAGACUAUAUUAACAUCACUGAGGCGAGCCCUUAGUCAACACUCUUCUCUGCAAGCACACGAUGGGCAUUGGGCUGGCGAUUUCAGUGGAAUUAUGUUCAUUAUGCCUAUCCUGAUAUUUGCUCUACAUGUUACUGGAACACUCAAUGCGGUUUUGUCAACAGAACACCGCCGUGAGAUUUGCCGAUAUAUAUAUAACCAUCAGAAUGAAGAUGGUGGUUGGGGUACGCAAGUAUUGGGGCCGAGCACCAUGUUUGGAUCAUGCUUAAACUAUGUUACCUUAAGGCUUCUUGACGAGGUGGAUAAUAAUGCCUUGACCAAGGGACGUGCCUGGAUUCUAUCGCGUGGAAGUGCAGCUGCAAUACCACAAUGGGGAAAGAUAUGGCUCUCGGUGGUUGGUUUGUAUGAAUGGUCUGGAAAUAAUUCAAUCAUUCCUGAAUUAUGGCUCGUCCCACACUUUCUUCCAAUUCAUCCAGGACGAUUCUGGUGCUUUUGCCGGUUGGUUUACAUGCCAAUGUCUUAUCUUUAUGGUAAGAAGUUUGUUGGCCCAAUUACACCAACAAUAUUGGCAAUAAGAGAGGAGGUUUACAGUGUACCAUACCAUGAGAUUGAUUGGAUCAAAGCACGUGACUCCUGUGCUAAGGAAGAUCUUCGCUAUCCACGGUCGUUGCUUCAAAAUGUUAUCUGGACCUGUCUUAACAAAUUUGUAGAACCAGUAUUGAAUUGUUGGCCAGUUAAUAAGUUAAGAAAUAUAGCAUUGAAGAACCUCAUGAAACAUAUACAUUAUGAAGACAAAAGCACUAAAUACAUUGGCGUAUGCCCAAUUAACAAGGCACUAGAUAUGAUUUGUUGUUGGAUAGAGGAUCCAAAUUCAGAUUCACUGAAGUUGCAUCUUCCAAGGAUCUAUGAUUAUUUAUGGCUUGCAGAAGAUGGUAUGAAAGCACAGGUUUAUGAUGGUUGUCAAAGUUGGGAGAUAGCUUUUAUUGUUCAAGCCUAUUGCUCGACAGACCUUGUUAAUGAGUUUGGUCCAACACUCCGGAAAGCCCAUGAGUUCAUUAAAAGUUCACAGGUUCUUGAGGACCAUCCUGACAGCGAAACUUAUUACCGACAUAGAUCAAAAGGUUCAUGGACACUCUCAACAGCGGAUAAUGGUUGGUCUGUAUCAGAUUGUACUGCAGAAGCUCUUAAGGCAUUAUUGUUGCUAUCAAAGUUCUCUCCUAGUCUUGUGGGGGAUCCCAUAAAGGGAGAAAGGAUAUAUGACGCAGUGGAUUGCUUACUUUCUUAUAUGAAUAAAGAUGGCACCUUUUCUACAUACGAGUGUAAGAGAACUACACCUCUAUUAGAGGUUCUCAACCCUUCUGAGACUUUUCUGAACAUUAUUGUCGACUAUCCAUCCGUCGAAUGUACAUCAUCAGUUCUUCAGGCUCUAAUUAUGUUCAAGGAGCUUUACCCGGGGUACCGCAAAGAAGAGAUAGCAAAAUGUGUUAAAAAUGCUUCCAAGUUUAUCGAGGAUAAACAGCGAAAGGAUGGCUCAUGGUUUGGCACUUGGGGCAUAUGUUUCACCUACGGAACAUUCUUUGGUGUAAAAGGAUUAAUUGCUUCUGGAAGAACUUACGAAAAUAGCUUUUCCGUGAGGAAAGCAUGCAAGUUUCUGUUGUCAAAGCAACUAAGAACAGGUGGAUGGGGAGAGACUUAUCUUUCUAGUGAAACUGAGGCUUAUGUGGAGGCUACUGGCCCUCAUGCAGUGAACACUGCUUGGGCAAUGUUGGCUUUGAUUUAUGCUGGACAGGUUGAACGAGAUCCCAUACCACUAUAUCAUGCUGCAAAAGAGCUGAUCAAUAUGCAGCUGGAGACAGGAGAAUUUCCCCAGCAAGAACACGUUGGAUGCUUCAACUGCUCCAUAUACUUCAAUUACGGAAACUAUCGCAACUUAUACCCCAUUUGGGCACUUGGGGAGUUUCGUCGUCGAUUGCUCGCAAAGAACUGAAACCGAUGGACAUGAUAUGUUAUUUAUUGCUUUUAUUAGCCGUACUUGUGUCUGAUACAAAAAGGACGUCAGACAAACUGUAUCUAUGUAAGACAUACAGCAAUAACGCUUAGAAUCAAAGUGACUACGGCGAGCAGCAUACUAUGUUAAGUACUGCAGUGACAUGUCAAUUAUACUUUGCUUUGUAUGGCUUC
Lolium rigidum is the source of this 2509-nucleotide messenger RNA. RefSeq names its product achilleol B synthase-like. The record is from RefSeq and is a predicted model, not a curated record. Gene Ontology annotation, biological process: triterpenoid biosynthetic process. Bases 60 to 2315 code for a protein of 751 amino acids. Gene Ontology annotation, cellular component: lipid droplet. NCBI's taxonomy places the organism in Eukaryota, Viridiplantae, Streptophyta, Magnoliopsida, Poales, Poaceae. Gene Ontology annotation, molecular function: intramolecular transferase activity. The transcript is spliced from 18 exons.